UGGGAAAGACUGCAGAGCAUUUCUCAAGGACUGAGAAUGGAGAAGACCCAAAAGUUCUUUGUAAGUCUUCUCUUGUUUGUCCUGUCUGUGGAGAUUUGCUUGGCUCAACACUGGUCUUACGGCCUUCAGCCCGGAGGAAAGAGGGAUGCUGAAAACCUGGUAGAAUCAUUCCAAGAGAUCGCUAGUGAAAUGGAGAAAAUGGGGGAACUACAGCAUUUUGAAUGCACCGGCCCACAGCAGCGCUCCAUGCUCGGUGGUCUGAAGGGAGCUCUGGCAAGUCUGAUUGAAGGAGAAGCAGGGCGAAAGAAGAUUUGAAUUCAUGAAGGCAAAUGAAACACAGGACCCAUUGCUGUACUGUUUCAAAGCAAUGAUUUAGCACUAAGGUCUGAUCCCUGUUUAGAUCACUAUGUCCUGUGCAUAAAUAUUCUAAUAAAAAAUUUAUUGAGAGGCUGAAAAAUCUUUUUGGGUAGAAUAUUAGUUCUU
Messenger RNA from Pelodiscus sinensis (Chinese soft-shelled turtle), 483 nucleotides. Lineage: Eukaryota; Metazoa; Chordata; Testudines; Trionychidae. The record is from RefSeq and is a predicted model, not a curated record.